Anastrepha ludens (Mexican fruit fly) is the source of this 1129-nucleotide messenger RNA. Its product is annotated as mitochondrial coenzyme A diphosphatase NUDT8. The transcript is spliced from 3 exons. Lineage: Eukaryota; Metazoa; Arthropoda; Insecta; Diptera; Tephritidae. The coding region runs from base 198 to 983 and encodes 261 amino acids. Gene Ontology annotation, molecular function: coenzyme A diphosphatase activity. The record is from RefSeq and is a predicted model, not a curated record.
AUAAAGUCAUAUCGAUAUACGAUUAUAUUCUUUAAAACAGCAUCGACAUUCAACAGAACGAUAGUAAAAUAUAAUCAAAAUCGAUACACAAUAUAAGAAAUUUAAAUAAAUUCGGAGCUGAUUUUCCCUAUUAAAGUAGUUAGUUGAAUAAUUCAGUGAUCUGUUUCCUAACAAUAUUUAUUAUUUAUAAACUUGUAAUGUUGAGUACAAAAACCUUACGCUUUAUUCCCUUUCAAUUCAUACGACGCAGACUAAUACUAUACACAGCGAAACGAGCGGGAGUAUGCAACCAUAACGAUGAGGAAAGUUGCGAUAUUGACAAAUACCUGGAAACAGGUUUCCUGUUAUCAGAGAAGAACAAAUUGCGAGCUAUGCAAUGUAUGCGAACACCACCACCCAUUGGGUUGAGGUUGGGGAAGACGACAAACGAAACGUCAUUUGCUGCUGUUCUGAUUUGUCUCUGCACGGAUGAAAGGGAUGAGGUAUCAAUCCUGUACACCCGGCGCUCCAGUCGACUUUCUCGUCAUAGUCGACAAAUAUCUUUUCCUGGUGGAAUAAUGGAUCCGGACGAUGCUGACUUCAUAGAUUGUGCGUUACGUGAAGCAGAGGAAGAAAUUGGUUUGUCUCGUAGGCGUAUACAUGUCUGGGGAUCAGGUACUAUAAUAAAACCGCGACAUACUGCUGCUAUAAUGCCUGUUGUUGCCGUUGUGAAUAAUUUUAAUUUAAAAGAGUUGAAACUCAACGAGGACGAAGUAGAGGAGGCAUUGCUCAUGCCCCUCAAAGAGCUGGUGCAUCCUAAAACCUUGAGGCAUACACAGUUCAGGGGUGGUUGGAGUACCCCCAAUUUUGUGAUUGGCCAUAAUAAAGUGUGGGGCAUUACAGGCUUCAUAACAAAUACUUUUCUCCAGUGCCUGAUUCCAAUAGAUUUAAAAAGACUUAAACAUCAUGCCAAAUACAUUCGACCUUUUAAGAUAAAAAAUUAAUUAAAUAAACGAACAACUUUGAAUAUAUCAUCACUUAUAUUAUUAAGUAAUAUUUUUGCACUAGGAAAACGAAUUUAAAAAUGUAUGUUUCAGAACUCAAUGUCUCUCUAAACUAUGUAAAUAAAUGCAAUAGCGAAAUAAAUCAA